AAAAUUCGCGUGUGAACUUAAAAUAUGUGUGAGGGAAAUUGACAAAUAAGUACGACCAGUUUCAGUUACGAAACAGUUCCAGCCGUGCGUAGACCUUUCCAGAAAUGUCCUCCGUCACCGCGGAGAUCGAAAACUUGGCUCGAAGUUUAGUGACCGCAGCCUUUCCCGAUCGUAUCAGCUGUCCAAUCGAAAUAUCAAACAGCGCGUUGGAAAAUGGCGACAAUUUUCUGGGGUUAAUCUACAAUGUUUCAGUAAGUGACGACAACGGUACUAUUCACCUGGUUGUGAAGUUGGCACCUCAAGAAGACUACUUCAGGAUUGUGAUGCCAGUGCGUGAAAUCUAUAAAACGGAAAUAUUCGCCUACAAGGAAAUACUAUGCGAGUUUUCUCGAAUUCAGGACGAGAAAAAGUUGCCGCGCGAUUUUCAAGCGUUUGCCAGGAUGUACGCGUCGAGGACUGACAAUCUGCGAGAAUCUUUACUAAUGGAGAACGUAAAAAAGAGGGGGUUUAGACUUAUAAACCACCGAAUACCCGUAGACUAUCCCCACGCUUCGCUUGUUAUGAGGGAGAUGGGUAGGUUUCACGCACUUUCGUACGCAAUACGCGAUCAAAAGCCGGAGAUUUUUGACAGUUGGGAGGAUCAAUGCCAUGAGUACUUUUUCUCCAGUAGUAUUCAGGUGCCCGCAUUAAAGGGCAUAACUAGACUGGUCAGUGCAGUGGUGAACUCGUAUCCUCCGCACCAACGUGAAAAGGAGCGGAGAGCUCUAAAGGAAUUCGCAGGUGAUUUAUCAACCAUCUACAAAAGCGGCCUUGUUGUUAGCAGCGAUGAUAAAAAAUAUGCCGUUGUGGCUCACGGUGAUAUGGAAUUACGGAACCUUCUCUUCAAGUACGGGCAUGACCCCGAACAUCCUACCGAGCUGUGCAUUUUAGAUUGGCAAAUGAUGCAUCUAGCCUCACCCGCUUUAGACGUACUAUUUUUUCUUUUCCUAAGCAGUGACGGGGAGCUGAGAAAACAGUAUUACACAAAAUUAAUAGACGAAUAUUAUGAUAGCCUCUCGUCGUUCUUACGAGAACUCGGAAGCGAUCCUGAGGUUCUCCUUCCGUUUCCAAUCUUAUUAGAGCAUCUACGGAAGCUUUCGGGGUUUGUGUUGCUCAUUGCGAUUUGGCUACUAGCGACAAAUAUGAAAGAGAGCGAUGACGUUCCGGAUUUUUCGAAUAUUGACAGUGAGGACGUCCUUGUCACAAUGAUUUCUGUUGUACCCAAACGUGGAUACCUCCCGAGGAUUCGAGAGCUGGUUUCUGACAUGAUUGAGUUUGACUACCCAUUCUCUAAGCUAGUAGACCAAUGACGUACUAUAGCAUAUUUGAUUAUGGGUUAUGGGAUUAUUGUGAACUUACACAUUCCGGCAGUUAUAGCGGUCUAUACAGAGCCGUAUCAUGGAUUGAAAAGGAAUUUCAUUGUAAGAAAGGAAAAAUAGCAUCACCACUUGGACUUUAAUUGGUACUUACAAAUCAUCACCUGCACCAUAUCCAUCUCUACUGUUGAUAGAAGGUUGAAACGUUAGCCAUUUUCAAUAUUAUUAUAUUAUUGGAAUAUUAAUAAAUCGUAUUUGGGGGUAUUUUGGGGAGGUGAAACCAAA
Photinus pyralis (common eastern firefly) is the source of this 1640-nucleotide messenger RNA. RefSeq lists its product as uncharacterized. The record is from RefSeq and is a predicted model, not a curated record. Lineage: Eukaryota; Metazoa; Arthropoda; Insecta; Coleoptera; Lampyridae. Bases 105 to 1349 code for a protein of 414 amino acids. The transcript has 3 exons.